AUGCUUGCUCAGGUGCAGGCAAAGAGAAACCAGCCAGGUGGAGGCUCGGAGAGCGAGUGGAACACACGCCACGCAGCCGUGGGGUCAUCAGGUGGACGCAACGCACGUGGGCUCCUGUUCACCUGCCUGGGCCUACGUGGGGAGGCGGAGCGGAGCACCACAGGCCCCUGCCUGGAGCUUCCUUUCCCAACUUCCUGGCUGCACUACGCGUCUCCCCAGCCCCUGGUUCCAGGUAUGAGCUCCUCUGAGGAUGAGAGCCCCUCCCUCGUGACCAAGAGGACCCCCUUGAGAAAAUUUCUAAAACACAGCACCCCUGAGGACGUGGUGCCUGGCUGGAGCCCACGGCCAUCAGGAGAUGCCACCUACUUGGGUGGGUCUCCGGUGUCUGCACGCUUCUCUCAGGACCUGGUGUCCAACUUGGUAGGAGUCAGUCCUUUGGUCACUUUCAGAAAAAGGAGGUUGUCAACCAUCCGGGCCUUCAAGGGGUCCAGUGAACAGUCAGGGCCAGACUCAGACCCCUCAGAUCCUGUGGAAAAGACAUCAGUGUCCAACUCCUUACCCCAGCAGCAGAGAGGAAAGUCUCUCCAAGCAAAGAGCUGGCGACAAAACCCAGGGUUACCUGGGAUUCCAAACACAGCCAGGAAGAAGAAACGAGACCCAAAGAAGCUGGCAGCUGCGAUGAAGCGAGUGAGACAGUGGGAGUUCCGCCUGCUUCAGGACAUCGAGGAAGCCAUUCAGCAUGAGCUCACCAUCCAGGAAGACUGCGUGCUUGGCAGCGGGACAGUCUUGGAAGAGAGCUUGGGACCUCCUGCCUUCACCUGA
Molecule: messenger RNA, 822 nt
Organism: Nycticebus coucang (slow loris)
Lineage: Eukaryota; Metazoa; Chordata; Mammalia; Primates; Lorisidae
Gene: SYSRN
Product: coiled-coil domain containing 201
Exons: 5
Coding region: 1-822 (273 amino acids)
Source: RefSeq, a predicted model, not a curated record